This is a messenger RNA of Pseudomyrmex gracilis, 1735 nucleotides long. RefSeq names its product trihelix transcription factor GTL1-like. The transcript has 4 exons. The record is from RefSeq and is a predicted model, not a curated record. Lineage: Eukaryota; Metazoa; Arthropoda; Insecta; Hymenoptera; Formicidae. The coding region runs from base 270 to 1184 and encodes 304 amino acids.
GAGUUGACUCUACGCCGUUCCAAAACGCGAAGUAAGUAACUAUAUGGGCGGAGCCUAUUCGUUCUAAAAGUAAGGAUUGAGUAUACCCGGAGUCAACUCUAUUAACCCUGCUUUCGAGGUGGGUUGGAAGAGUAAACUCUAAGAAAAGCGCGCUAUUUUUAAUAGUGAUUUAGGUUGCGUUCCGUUUCACGCAUAUGCGCGCAUAUGCGUGAAACUAAACGUAGCUUUAGUGAAUUUGAUCACUCGCACUACGCGAUACUUGUCAAACAAUGGCUGUUCAACCACUAAUUGAAGAUGUACAUACACUUAUCGUCAACGACGUUGGACCAUUAAAAGAAAAUGGAUCAUUUUGGGUGAUGGACAGAAGAAAUAAUAAUAUCUUUGCAGUACCCGAUAUACCGAUAGUACGGGAAUUCUUUAAAUUAAAUCUCAAAGAUAUAUCCUCAGAUGACUGUCCCAAAGAUAUAUCUUCAGAGAGAGAGAGAGAUGACUGUUCCCAAGAUAUAUCUUCAAAUGACUGUUCCAAAGAUAUAUUUUUAGAUGACUGUCUAAAAAAAGAUUUAAGUAAAAAUGUUACCUACAAUUGCGUCGAAAAUAUUGAAAAUAUCUCUGAUAAUGAUAAAGAUCAAAGUGCUACACAUUGGGAACAUUCAGCAAUUAUGCUUCUUUUUUAUUUAUAUAAAGAUCAUCUUCCUUUAUUCAAGAAUGAUAAAAUUAGGAAUAACAUUGUGUGGAAAAAAAUUGGGAAUUGCCUAAAAGAAAAAGGGUAUACGUAUACUGUAAAGCAAAUCGAAAAUAAAUGGAAAAAUUUAAGAAAAAAUUAUAUUAAAGUAAAAGAUCAUAACUCAAAGUCCGGAGCAUCGUAUAAGAAAUGCAAAUACUAUGAUGAGAUGGAAGAGAUAUAUGGAAAAUCUCCUAUUGUACAGCCUGUAGCUCUUGCAUCAAAUUUGUCACAAAAAGUUUCAUCUUUUUCAUUUGAUGAAGAGCAAACAUCUGAUGAAGACAGUGACAUAGCACCUCCUCCGAAAAAAAGUAAGAUGGAAAAACAAUUGCAUGCAUUAACAGAAUAUAUGGAAAAAAAUGAAAAAGCAAAAGAGAGAAGGCAUAAAGAAAGACUGGAAUAUCAAAAGGAAGCUGUAGAAACUUACAAGGAAGUAAUGAGCAAGUUAUUGGAAAAAUUGUAGUUUAAACAUUUCCUUACAUUUAAGCGCUUUUAUUUUUUUUAAUUUUUUACUUAUAAAAUGAAACAUUCCAAAGUAACAUACUAAUUAUUCAAAUUAGAUAUUUUUAUGUUUCUAUGUUAUCAUAUAUUGUAUGUUUGUAUGUUAUCAUAUAUAUAUCAUAUAUUAUUUGAUGACCAUUGUAAAGUGUUCAACAACAUUUAUGUACAGAAUAAGCUGUCUCCUAUGAUAAAUUCUACUUAAGCGAGUACUGUGAUUUAAGACUAUUAAAGUGAGUACUGUGAUCAGACAUUAGCAAAAAAACUAAGUAUUAUAAGCUGUUUUAAAAAAUGGCAAUUUUAUGUUGUUAAAAGUUAAGGAAAAACCAAGUUAGGAUAGAGACACAAAGUUAAUAUAUAGAUGUUAAAAUUAAUAAAUAUAUCAAUAUUUUUAGUUGACCUGAUAAUCAGAGCUUUAAUGGUUUUUCUAUAUCAAAUAUUAGAUUAUUGAUAUGCAUAAUAAAUAAGAUAUUAUGUGCUAAAAAAAUUUGGACAAGAUAAUACUAAUAAACAAUA